Messenger RNA from Coregonus sp. 'balchen', 1073 nucleotides. Lineage: Eukaryota; Metazoa; Chordata; Actinopteri; Salmoniformes; Salmonidae. The record is from the annotation of a GenBank genome assembly.
GCAAGGGGAAAGAUUUGGUCUACCUACAGAGCGAAGGGGAGAAGACAAACUACAUGAAAAUGAUUUCAAAUAUCCCAUUUUGCUGUUUAACUGCACUUGUACUUCUGAACUUGGUAGGAGCCAACCCCAUGUCAAACCUACAGGUAAGCUAGUGCUUCAUGGGCCAAAGUCUCUUGAUCAUUGCUAUUUUGCUGUUCUUCUUAUUCCACCAAUUCAUAUAUAUAUAUAUAUAUAUAUAUAUAUUAUUGUAAAUGAUGGAAGACUGUUUCAAGUGGCUUUAAGUGACAUUGAGGUUAAUAAUUCCAUGGUUUCUCUCCGUUAGAGCUUGAAACAGCUUCUGGAGGAGGAGAGUCAUGUACCAUAUUACACGUCGGAGGAGAUGGGGGUGGAUGGGAAAGACUUCAUUACAGAGAACACCGCGGAAGAGGUGCCUCCUUGGGACUCCGAAGAUGCAAGGGAUCCCGCGCUGACGGGAAAGGAGAACGCAAUUGCGCGUCUUCUCAAUGACAUUAUGACGACCCCCAAGCGCUCGUGGAGCCGGUUCAAGAAGGGUGGACUGAGAAGCUGCUUCGGCGUCAGGCUAGAGCGAAUUGGGUCAUUCAGUGGGCUUGGAUGCUAAAGGACAGGUAUGGUUAUCCUCUGCGUCAAUCCAACCGAAUGAAAUUCUCCACUCAAGCUGUAGCCACAGUAUGAUGGAGUUGAAUUUAUAUUAUAAUGUGUUUAUUUGAACUAUCAAAUAAAUGCAAUAUUGUUUCUCAAGACCGGCUCUAUGUUUUGUGUUGUUUCUGCAGGGUUUGGGCUGUUGAUCAGAGCACAAGAAACGACCCUUACUUGAACUCUUCGAGAAGGAUGAACCUCAUCACCUCAGAAAGUAUCGACUGAGAGUUUACAAUGGCGUUUGUGAUGAGAUGUAUUUAAAUUUGUGGUUCGCAUUUGGCAUAUUUAAAUUGUUAUUAUUUUAGAACUGACGAAUUUUCAUUUUUGGCUCUUGCUAUAAUAUACUAUUGUUGAAUGUAUUUAUCUAUUUAUUUUGUUGUAAGAAAAAGAACGUGCAGACUUGCGAUAGAUUGUAG